Molecule: messenger RNA, 923 nt
Organism: Loa loa (African eye worm)
Lineage: Eukaryota; Metazoa; Nematoda; Chromadorea; Rhabditida; Onchocercidae
Product: glycine cleavage system H protein
Exons: 5
Coding region: 106-600 (164 amino acids)
Biological process (GO): protein lipoylation; glycine decarboxylation via glycine cleavage system
Cellular component (GO): cytoplasm; mitochondrion; glycine cleavage complex
Source: RefSeq, a predicted model, not a curated record
GUGGAGGUGAGUAUAAGGCCAAGGCAGGGGGUUCGGGGUAUUAUCUUCGCUUCUUUGUAUGUGGGGAAGGAUGUACAACAAACGCUAAUAUGAUAUUUGACGGGUAUGGUAGCAUACUGCACACGAGCAAUUCAAAGGCUAUUUCCAUCUGCUGUCACAUGUGAAUCAUUGUUCAUUCCAAUGUACCGCACCAUUGCUAUGUCGCAACGAUCAUUUUCUGAUCGGUAUUAUACAAAGAAGCACGAAUGGGUUAUCGUUGAAGGUAAUACAGCAGUUGUUGGAAUCAGUGAUUUUGCGCAGGCAGCGCUUGGUGAUAUUGUUUAUGCGGAACUGCCUGAAAUUGGCAAAGAACUGCAUGCAGGUGAUUCAGCUGGAGCAGUUGAGAGUGUCAAGGCGGCAUCAGAUAUCUAUUCACCUAUUUCUGGAACAGUUACGGAAAAGAACAUCGAAAUUGAAAGCAAUCCAUCAUUAAUCAAUAAAUCUGCCCUUAGUAAAGGUUGGUUGUACAAACUGAAACUGAAGGAUGCAAAUGAACUGAAAGAACUGAUGAAUGAGGCAGCUUACGAAGCAUUUAAGAAAAUUGAAGAAGCUGCUCAUUAAAUAUCUUAGCUUCAGUCAAUAGUUUUAAUACUUUAACCACUGCUAAUUAAUUCAUCAGCCGAUUUUGUUAAUGUAUCUUUAGACUUUUAUGAAAUGUUAGAAUAAUUUACCCGACGCUAAAUAGCUACUUGUAAAUGUCUUUCAUAAAUUUCAUAAUUGAGCAUAAUCAUUAUAGAGCUGAAGAUAUCUUCUCUGCAUGAUAAUUUAAGCGGUCGAAUGUUCCCAAAAACUUGCAUUCUGCUUUUAAACGUUUUGAAUAAAUCUCCACUGUCCAAUUUUCAUGACGAUUGUUGCAUAAUAAUGUUAUUUCGCAUUGUUUUUCU